GCUGGAACCUGCAGGGACCUCACGCGAAUAUAUAGCAGGUUAGCAACAGGCCGGGGUAGUCGGCUUAUGAGGAGAUCCCUUGAGCCCACCGCCAGUCAGGGCCAUUCAAGCUGACGCUCUCCCCGUCAAUAUUCAUAUCUUGUUCUGAUCGAAGAGCUGGAUUUGCACUGGGAGAUAGUGUAGCCCUAGCUUUGCACCUUCACUUAUGCUGUGUAAUGGUAGAUCGCAAGAUUCAACAAGGCAAUUCAAUACAGCUAUAUUUCUCUGCGUAGUGCAGUUUUAAGACUGCAAUAUCUCAAGUAGACUGCAGAGAAUAAGCAAAGCACAAGAAUACCUAAAGCACCAUGGCAGAGGAGGAUGUUUAUACAAAAGAUGGAACUGUGGAUUAUCUGGGGAAUCCUGCUAACAGAAAGGAGACCGGAACCUGGAGGGCCUGCCCUUUUAUUAUAGGAAAUGAAUUUUGUGAACGAUUGGCGUACUAUGGGAUGAGCUCCAAUCUGGUUCUUUAUUUCAAGCACAGAUUGAACCAGAGCAGUGCUACAGCUACUAGAAAUAACUUGAACUGGGGUGGAACAUGCUAUAUCACUCCAUUGAUCGGAGCAUUCGUUGCUGAUGCUUAUCUAGGAAGAUAUUGGACGAUUGCUAGUUUCUCAAGCAUAUAUGUUGCAGGGAUGACGCUUUUGACAAUGUCAGCAACUGUCCCUGGCCUCAGGCCAGAAUGUUAUUCAAAAGAUCAUUGCCAUCCAACAGAUGGUCAAACUGCAGUAACUUUCGUAGCACUUUACCUGAUAGCACUUGGCACAGGAGGUAUUAAGCCUUGCGUCUCAUCCUAUGGAGCAGAUCAGUUUGAUGAUGCUGACGAAACUGAGAAGAAACACAAGAGUUCUUUCUUUAACUGGUUCUACCUCUCGAUUAAUGUCGGUGCUCUUAUUGCCGGUUCUGUGCUGGUUUGGAUACAAGAUAAUGUGAGUUGGGGAUGGGGUUUUGGCAUUCCAGCAAUAGCCAUGGCAAUUGCUGUUGUGAGCUUCUUUUCAGGUACCAAGUUGUUCAGGUAUCAAAAGCCUGGAGGCAGCCCUGUUACACGCAUCUGUCAGGUGCUGGUAGCAUCCUUCAGAAAACGGAAAGUUGAAGUUCCUGCAGACAAGUCUCUGUUGCAUGAGACUGCAGAUGCCGAAUCCAACAUCAAAGGAAGCCGCAAGCUCGACCAUACUAAAGAAUUUAGUUUCCUUGACAAGGCAGCAGUAGAAACAGAAAAGGACGACAUUAAGAGUACAGGAGACCCAUGGAAUCUUUGCACAGUAACCCAAGUCGAGGAGCUAAAGGCUAUCAUUCGGUUGCUCCCUAUAUGGGCCACUGGUAUCAUCUUUUCGGCAGUGUACAGCCAAAUGGGGAACUUAUUUGUGCUGCAAGGUGAAACAAUGGAUAAAUUUGUUGGAAACUCCACUUUCGAGAUACCAUCGGCAUCUUUAUCCAUCUUUGACACCCUCAGUGUCAUUUUUUGGGUCCCUGUGUAUGACCGAAUUGUUGUCCCAGUUACAAGAAAAUUCACUGGACAUAAAAACGGCUUAACUCAGCUGCAGCGGAUGGGCAUUGGUCUAUUCAUAUCAAUAUUUGCCAUGGUAUCUGCAGCAGUCUUGGAACUUAAAAGACUCCAAAUGGUGAGAAAUAACAACUACUACGAACUUGAUUCCGUGCCCAUGUCUAUAUUUUGGCAAGUUCCGCAGUAUUUCCUGAUAGGCUGUGCCGAAGUAUUCACGUUCAUCGGGCAAUUGGAAUUCUUCUACGAACAAGCACCUGAUGCAAUGAGGAGCAUGUGUUCUGCCCUGUCACUCACCACCGUCGCACUUGGCAAUUAUUUAAGCUCUCUUCUGGUAACCAUUGUUACAAGCAUCAGCACUAAGAAUGGAAAGGCCGGGUGGAUACCGGACAACUUAAAUUACGGCCACAUUGAUUACUUCUUCUGGCUACUAGGAAUACUCAGUGUGCUGAAUUUAGGUGCCUUUCUCUUGAUCUCAAAUUGGUACACUUAUAAAAAGGCUAUAGGAACUCUUCGUUGAUCGUUACUUGACCUCCACUAUGGUUGUCAAACAACUGUAAAACUAGUUGCAUCACUGGUUUAGAAUGCUCUCUCUUUAGCCAUUUGUAUGUAAGGAUAUACAGUCAGAGCACAAAAGUCUAGCUACUGCAGGACAGCAGUUUCUUAUGUUUGUUUUCUCUAAUAACUGUACCAGUAAAUGAAAUAUUGUCACGAAAGAAGUGAAGUGACAUGCCAGUUAUAGCUAAAGCCAGCGUCUAUUUUCUUUGUA
Molecule: messenger RNA, 2306 nt
Organism: Populus euphratica (Euphrates poplar)
Lineage: Eukaryota; Viridiplantae; Streptophyta; Magnoliopsida; Malpighiales; Salicaceae
Product: protein NRT1/ PTR FAMILY 8.1-like
Exons: 5
Coding region: 345-2057 (570 amino acids)
Biological process (GO): oligopeptide transport; transmembrane transport
Cellular component (GO): membrane
Molecular function (GO): transmembrane transporter activity
Source: RefSeq, a predicted model, not a curated record